AAUUUCUACCUGAAUUCACCAGGUAAUAAACUUGAUCAAUUGAUCGUUGAUCAUUUAAAGUCUUGAACGUCGUAUUUACCGUUCGGUCAAAUUUUCAAUACAAUUUGCAUGUAUGAAUAAGGAUUGUUAAGAUUCAUCAUUCAGAGUUAUAUAUCUGUCUGUCAGAUUCAUUUAAUGGUAUGUUCAUAAGGAAUCUACAUCUUCAUCAGAGCAGCUGAUCACUGAUUAGAAAAAGACAGACAUGGCUACGAACGGGAAACCUUUAGAGAAUGGACAUGCAUUCUCAGAUGACAUCAGUUUGUGUGGAGAGUGCAAGAAAACUUUCGUGUCGCCACGUUCUCUUCCAUGCUUGCAUACGUUUUGCAGUGCAUGUUUGGAAGCUUACAUUAAGAAGUCAAUAGGAAGCAACGGUCAGAGAUUUUUCCAUUGUCCUACAUGUGAUAUGGAAAUUGAUGUUCCGAACGACGCGUUACCGGGGCAAUAUGCUGCUUCUUUUCCAAUGGAUAGUUUUAUGGAAAAAUUAGUAGAAUUAGUAGCUGCCACGAGUUUCGACAAAAUGUGUGAUAUUUGUGUUCGUAGAGAGGAAAAGGUUGCAGCUCAAAAUUGGUGUAUGGACUGUUUUGAUGCGCUUUGUGAUCCUUGUUUUAAAGUUCAUGUUCAUGGCAAAACAACAGCGAACCAUGUAGUUUUCCGUUCAGAUGAAUUGAGACAGAUCCCUCUGGAAAAUUUGAUGAAAAAGAAAAACAAAGUUCCUUGUGGUAAACAUAACGAAACAAUAACAUUAUUCUGUGUAGAUUGUAGGGAGCCAUUGUGCGUUCAAUGCAUGGCUGUUUCACACAGAAGAUGUGAAAACGUUAUAACAGUUGCAGACGCAAUGACAUCACGGACUGAUGUCAAAGAUAUUAUGGAUAGGCUAGACUCUCUGAAGGACUCAGUUCAUGGCACAAACGGGUUAGGAGAAAAUGAUAAAAUAUUAGAAUCUAGUAUUGACAGUGCUCGAAUAAAAAUCAUUUCAGUGUGUGAUUCCCUCAUCGAAAAAGUCCGAGAAGAACAAGACAAACUAUUAAGACAGUUAGACGACACAGCAUAUAAAGCACGCAAAAUUCUAAAAGGAAGGAUAGAACCUAGGAAAAGUGGAUCAAAAACAAUUCAAGCUGCGCACGAGCGAAUGAAGAUAUUAAUGAAAUAUGGUAGUGAUGUAGAUAUUCUGUUGGCAUACAACCAAGUGAAGAAGCAGUUAGAUUCUUGCCAGGGAUCUGUUGCCGAACUUGACCCUAAAAGUAUGGUUGUGAAGGUGAACUUUGACCUUGCCGAGAAUGUUGACAGUUUCAUGCAGGAAUUUAAAGCAGUAGGAAAUCUGAGUAUAGAUGACAGUAGUGACGAUAUUGGUCUAUCAUCCUGGGGCGUAACGUGUACCCAUACUGAUGACAUCAUUGUCACAGAUUGUAAAAACAGGCGGAUUCAAAAGUUUAGCAAGUUUGGAGAUCUAGUGGACUACGUACAACUUGAAGAUGAACCACGUGAUAUUACUACUAUUGGACGCAAUGAUGACGUUGCUAUUACAUUGGUUGGGAAGUUAGUUAUCUUCUUAUCAACCCGGAAAUCAAUGCAGCUUUUGAAACGUGCGAAAACAGAAAGACAGUAUGAUGGCAUUGCAUUUUCCUUCAAGGAUUCCUUUUUGGUGGUUAGCUCUAUCCGGGAUUGUUUAGUAGACAUCAUACAACUUGGCGGGGAAGUCAUUCGUUCCAUACAUUCAGACACUGUUGGAUCACCGCUUUUUAGAGAGCCACGCUAUGUAGCAGUGUCACCAGAUGGAGCUAUUGUUGUGUCGGAUGUAGAGCAGGGUACAGUCAUUUCAUUUGACAAUUACGGGCGGGUACUUUCCCAGUACAGACCAGAAAGUGGAAAUGGAUUAAAGAAACCGCAGGGUGUUAGUGUUGACAAAAUUGGCAACAUAUUUGUUGCGGAUAAUGGCAACAACAGGGUCCAACUGUGCACAAAUGAUGGGGUCUUCCAAAGGAAUGUUCUGGGACACGAGAGCGGAUUGGACAAACCGGUUGCCAUAGAAGUCAGCAGUAGCAAUAGGAUGAUCAUUGUUCAGAAUGAUGGCAUGGUGAAAGUGUUCAGUUACUCCUGAAAAAUGAAACUAACUGUAAUUAUCAUUUAAAAAAAGCCGAGCGAAACUCAACGCAUACACAAAUGAGUAAAAAUACAUAACAGAGCAAACCGUAGCCGUAUAUAAUAGAAUAAAGUUGUAAAAGCUGUUAAAUAACAGAUUGUAAGAAAAUACAGCUUCUCAUAAUCAGAAUUUAUAUACAAUCAAUGCUCUGAAAAGUCAUUCAAAAUUGAAAAAUUAAGAACUACUUAUAAUUCAUUUUAGUGUGUUAAAAAUAUAUAUACCUCAAAAUACCUUUUUGUAUAUGAUAAAAGCACAACAGAAGACGCUUUCAUGCAUUGCCAAAAUGUAAUUUUAUAACUUAUGUGACCGAUUGUAGAUAGUUUUAACUCUCUAAAUACUUAUUGUAGACUGAGUAUUCUUUUAUGAAUAUGAAAAAAUUAUAAUUCAGAAUGGUUUAGAUUUUUGUCCCUUUUACAUGUAUAAUUUGAGAAUGUACGUUUCAGCAGAAUAUAUAACAAUUAAAAUAAAAUUCCUAUAAAACUAAUUCACUCAGGAUUUUAAUCUUAUCCAAGUACUUUUGAAAUUGUAAAGUCAAUAUUUAUUUAACGAUCACUUUUGACUGAUUUAUAAAUUUAAUUGAGUAAUUAAGUUUUAAUUUAUUGCUCUUCCGUCAAUCAAUCUUCUAAUCUAAAUUUCAACAUAUUCAUAAAUGUGAUUAAAUUGUUGAGGAAAUGUGAAGUGCACCUGCCAUUACUUUUUGUUCUUAUGCAAUGUAUACACUUUUGAUAAUAACGCUUUUUUGAAAUAUUUGGAUAUAUUACUUUGUCCCGAAAUUGUCGAAUUUGAUUUGAUCUUUUAAUAAGUAACAAUAGAAUAUUAUAAGACUGGCAACGACAAAACUGUCUUACUACCUGACCAUUUUAUGUACCGGUAUUACAUUUUUCACCCACAACCUUUACACUAGCUGAAUAUAAUUGUAGACCUGAUUGAUUAAGAAAUUGGGGUUUAACAGCACUUUCAGCACUGCUGACUAUUUCAGUAUUAAAGCCUGAAAUAUUAUGUUGACGUUCCGUAUAACUAAAAUACUUUAAAAUAUAUCGUGCAAAAUCAUCAAGAUUCACAGUGAUGUGAAUAUAGCUAUAUGCAUUCGUAAUGCCAUAUUUACAGUUACAUUAUGCAAGCAUCAGAGUAAGUUUACUGUAAGGCCAAUAAAAAUUGUAUCCUAAUAUUUCUGACAAAUUGUAAUUCAGUGGAUUUCAAUUUUAAUGGACAUAAUAGAUUGUACAAUAAUUUCAAACUUAACGGGCGUUAUGCUUUUAUGCUUAUGUUAAACCUUUUCACAAAGUAGUGCUUGAUGCACGUAAAUACGGGUAAAUAUUGAUAACGUUAGUCGUUACGCACCUCAACGAUACCGAAGUAACACCAGAGCGCAUUUGUGAAAAAAUAAAUGUGCAGUAUACAGUAUGACGGCGGCUUAGAUUUAUAAGUUGUAAAAAUGCAAUUAUUGUCAAAUCAUAAGUAAGACAGACAGCUACAAACUGAUGGAAUAUUUUUGCGGAUUUUUAAUCACACUACAUUUCGAUAUACGAAACAGGAAUUAUGUACAUCAAAUUAAUCAGCAUGGCUAUUUACAGAUGUAUCUUCGUAUUAUAGUAUGAUUGUGCUUUAAAACCCAUCGACAGAGAUAAUCUCAUUCCGGUAUUUUAGGCACACAUAAUCAAAUUCUGUAAGGUGGCACGAUAGUAUUUCCUGGUCCAUAGGGAUAAUGAUAGCUUUUUAGAAUUUUCACCACUUUCUAACACUGUCCAAAAUUCUACAUACAAAGUAAACUGAAGUACUUUCGUUAUAAUAUUCAGAAAUGAAUUUGAAUAUCUAUCAUGACCGUUUACUUUUUUUGCUAUCUUUAUAAACCUAAGGCCACUAGUGCUUUUAGGUCUUUUAUCAUGCAGUGAAUACAAAAUUUAAAAAAAUUCUCAAAAAUUCAUUUUCACCUGCAUGUAAAAUUAUUUCAUAUUUUUCUACACUUGAUUCAUCCCUCAGUUUGGGAAAGUAUGUUCAGUAGAUACUGUAUUUUUUGUCCAAUCACACUGGUCAGAUACAUUGACUUAUGUAGGGUACACAAAAGAGCAACCUAAAUUCCGGAAUGUAAAUACUACCGUGCCACCGUAACAAUGUAACAGUCAUUCGAAUGCUGAUCCUUUGAUCGUGGCUCAUUGUAAGCUAUCAAUAGAUGAUAGCUGCUAGAUGCAAAGAAAGGCAUGGCACUAAAUGACAUUUUGACUUAAUUUAUACACUUAGUACGCAAAAACUUAAGAGUGCUAUAAUUUAAAAACACAAUUGUACAUAUUUUUUUCAUUCACGUAUAUUAUCAAAUGUAAAAUCUAAAUGAAUUUAUAUUUAUAUUUAAUUAUUCAAUGAUCUUGUAUUCGGGUGUUAUUUAAUUUGUUCAAUGUGAUUUGUUGAAAAAUUUUCGUAGCAAAAAUACGGGUGGUUGCCAAUCUCAAUAAAUCUCCAUGCUUAUAAUAGCACGGUCACGGAAGGAAUAUAUAAAUUUUAAGUCUACUAAGAACUAUUUAUUGGCUAGAACUAAGAGCAAACAAAACCCCUUUUCAUCAGAUAAAUGAACAAUGAUGACUGAUUUGAAAUUCUAUCUUAUGUUAAUAUUAAAAAUAGUGCAAUUAUUAUAUUUCAUUUCCCUACUCAUUAUUUAAAUAACAAACCAUUAACCAACCAUCUUGCCAUGUAAAGGCAUAUUAAAUAUCAUAUAAAUACUAUUUAGUUUAGAUUUAUAUACAUGUAUUUUUGGUUAGCGUGUGACAUAGUUUACAUGGUAGAAAAUAAUGCACAUUUGUUGGUUGUUUAUUAUGUGAUACAUUCAUUCCGUCCAAUGAUACUUUCAUUCCGUCCAAUAAACACAUAAAACAUUUAA
Mytilus californianus (California mussel) is the source of this 5048-nucleotide messenger RNA. RefSeq lists its product as uncharacterized. Gene Ontology annotation, biological process: positive regulation of DNA-templated transcription. The record is from RefSeq and is a predicted model, not a curated record. Gene Ontology annotation, cellular component: nucleoplasm; chromatin. The coding region runs from base 242 to 2137 and encodes 631 amino acids. Gene Ontology annotation, molecular function: protein binding; zinc ion binding; ubiquitin-protein transferase activity. Lineage: Eukaryota; Metazoa; Mollusca; Bivalvia; Mytilida; Mytilidae. The transcript is spliced from 3 exons.